GCCUGGGAUUGUUCCGGAAUGGUCAUGCAGAAAAACAUUUGCCUUUCCUACAAGUCAACCUAAAUUACGCCUUUUUACUCCUUGACAAUCUGACCAAUCGGGUUCAGCUGUAAGUUUGAAAAACAGUGAUGUGAGCAAAUCACCGAGCGAGAUUUUGACAGAAGGGGCGGAAAACAGGCGUCUUGCUAGGGUGUCGCCGUGGUGCCUGCAUUUGAAGGCGACGUCACGGCUGUCGUUUGUUUCAGGGUCUAAUCAUCGACAUAACAAAUAAUUGUAACAAUAUCGUUAAUUGACACACUUUUAACAUACGAACAUUUAUAAUUCUUCUCGAUCGCAAGUCCUGAGGCGGUUGUAAUGACGGGGAAUUCAAAUAAUUUUAAUGAGCUCGUUGGUAGUUUGAAGAAAGAGUAAGUCGGGGAGGGGAGCCAUUUUGUCCCGACAGUGCGAGAGAAAGAAAGAGUGGAAAAGGGGAAUCACACGGGAUACAUUUUUUUGGGGUGGUUUUUAAUUCAAAUGCUGUAAGAGAACCCGGUUUGCUACUCUUCGGUUACUGUUGCGACACGCUACCCCUGGUGGUAUAUAGCUAACUAGCCAACUAGAUAUCAACAUAACUCAAAUAUUACACACCGUUCCUCUGCUUGUAACUCAGGCUGGCUUUAGACCUGCGGUAGAUAGUUUCUGCUCUGUCCUGCGAACACAACUUGUCUAUCGAUGGCGAAGAAGACCUACGACCUGCUCUUCAAGCUCCUGCUGAUCGGUGACUCGGGCGUGGGGAAGACCUGCGUGCUGUUCCGAUUCUCAGACGAUGCCUUCAACACCACCUUCAUCUCCACCAUAGGAAUAGACUUCAAGAUCAAAACUGUUGAACUCCAGGGAAAGAAGAUCAAACUACAGAUAUGGGACACAGCUGGUCAGGAGCGGUUCCACACCAUCACCACGUCCUACUAUCGAGGCGCCAUGGGCAUCAUGCUGGUCUAUGACAUCACCAACGCCAAGAGCUUCGAGAACAUCAGCAAGUGGCUCCGCAACAUCGACGAGCAUGCCAACGAGGACGUGGAGAGAAUGCUGCUAGGCAACAAGUGUGACAUGGAGGACAAGAGGGUGGUACCAAAAGCCAAGGGAGAGCAGAUUGCCAGAGAACAUGGUAUUAGGUUUUUUGAGACGAGUGCCAAGGCCAACAUCAGCAUCGAGAAGGCUUUCCUCACGCUAGCAGAAGACAUCCUCAGGAAGACGCCCGUCAAAGAGCCCAACAGUGAAAACGUGGACAUCAGCGGUGGGAGUGGAGUCACAGGAUGGAAGAGCAAGUGCUGCAGUUAGAACAGCCAUCUGUCCCUCCCUCACACACACUAACGCACGGAAGCACACACACUCUCUCUAACUGCUAACUCAGUCUCUCUAACACUCGUCCCCUCUAUCUGUUCUCCAUCUGUUCUCACUGACAAUUAACCACUUCAGUCUUCUGUCCCCCCCCCUCAUGGUCUGUCCCCCCCCCCCCCCCCUCCCUCGUGGUCUGUACACCCCUCAUGGUCCCCCCCCAUGGUCUGUUCCCCCCCUCGUGGUCUGUACCCCCCUCAUGGUCUGCCCCCCCCUCUCAUGGUCUGAUGUCAUCUUUCUGAAAAUCAGUUUUGGUAAUAAGAGAUCAUGUUUCCUGUUUUAUUUUAAAGGUUGCAAAACGCGAGUCAAAAAGUCAGUCACCUUUUUAAUCUUUUCUUUGCCUGAGUCCCCCGGGUCCCCUCACCGUCGGUCAGGAAAAUAAAUAAAAUAAAAAACUAAAAAGACAAAUGUAGGACUAACAUUUUGUACACUAGUGGGUUUCUGAGACGUGUUUGGUCAUUUUGAGUUUUGUAACUGAGGGUUUAUUUUGUCCUGUGCCUUAUAUGGAAGACGGGGGCGGAGCCACAUCCACCCAAUAAAAUUUGUUUAAUCUUCUUGCUCCUCCCAUAGUGAGGCCCAGCAGAAAGGUUUGAAUUUCUGCUCCAACCAGAGAACAGCUUGUUAGGAUGUCUGCUCCAACCAGAGAACAGCUUGUUAGGAUGUCUGCUCCAACCAGAGAACAGCUUGUUAGGAUGUCUGCUUAACGAUGGGGGAUUGUUUAACAAUUUGAUUUAUUUUCCUUUAUUGGGUGUUUAAUUUUUCAUGCAUGCAGAUGUGUUUGGGUUGGAAGCGUUUGUAAUACGUUGGUUCUGUAAUGUUGGAACACUCUCUCGGCUGUAUGGAAGGAGAUUGAAAGUUCAAGAAAAUUCAAACAGUUUUGCAGAUCCAUUAAAAAUAAGCUUGUUUAAGUUA
This is a messenger RNA of Salvelinus fontinalis (brook trout), 2286 nucleotides long. RefSeq names its product ras-related protein Rab-10. Gene Ontology annotation, cellular component: recycling endosome; Golgi apparatus; insulin-responsive compartment. Gene Ontology annotation, biological process: cellular response to insulin stimulus. The transcript is spliced from 6 exons. The record is from RefSeq and is a predicted model, not a curated record. NCBI's taxonomy places the organism in Eukaryota, Metazoa, Chordata, Actinopteri, Salmoniformes, Salmonidae. Gene Ontology annotation, molecular function: GTP binding; GTPase activity. Bases 712 to 1317 code for a protein of 201 amino acids.